Messenger RNA from Hippopotamus amphibius kiboko, 5902 nucleotides. RefSeq names its product ubiquitin conjugating enzyme E2 W (gene UBE2W). The coding region runs from base 27 to 482 and encodes 151 amino acids. NCBI's taxonomy places the organism in Eukaryota, Metazoa, Chordata, Mammalia, Artiodactyla, Hippopotamidae. The record is from RefSeq and is a predicted model, not a curated record. The transcript has 6 exons.
CCGGCCUUGGGGGGGAUGGUUCCAUCAUGGCGUCAAUGCAGAAACGACUACAGAAAGAACUGUUGGCUUUGCAAAAUGACCCACCUCCCGGAAUGACUUUAAAUGAAAAGAGUGUUCAGAAUUCAAUUACACAGUGGAUUGUAGACAUGGAAGGUGCACCAGGUACCUUAUAUGAAGGGGAAAAAUUUCAACUUCUAUUUAAGUUUAGUAGUCGAUAUCCUUUUGACUCUCCUCAGGUCAUGUUUACUGGUGAAAAUAUUCCCGUUCAUCCUCAUGUUUAUAGCAAUGGUCAUAUCUGUUUAUCCAUUCUAACAGAAGACUGGUCCCCAGCGCUCUCAGUCCAAUCAGUUUGUCUUAGCAUUAUUAGCAUGCUUUCCAGCUGCAAAGAAAAGAGACGACCACCAGAUAACUCUUUUUAUGUUCGAACAUGUAACAAGAAUCCAAAGAAAACAAAAUGGUGGUAUCAUGAUGAUACUUGUUGAUGCCACUGUUAUCAUCCUCCUAGCAGAAGAUAGUCCUACUGAGAAAAUGAGCACUUUGAUCAUUCAGUCUUUGAACUUUAACCUUUGACUGGAAGUGACCUAUAGGCAAUGAAGACUACUUCCUUUUACUGCAUUUUUACUCGUGUGCAUUCUGGGCGCAUGUUGAUCGCUGGUGCAGUCCAGGCAACUGACAUGCUUUUAUUAGUCAUACAGUAUUAAUGCAGGUGUCAGGAAAUGUCAAAUAUAAUUCCAUUUUUUAUUUUUAUUUUUUUAAGCUUUUGGAAAAGUUCCAGGUCCUCAUGUAUUGUGCAAUAACAAUGACUUCCUUGGCGGUUUUGGGACGUUCGUUGCCGGCAAUGAACGUUGUAACAGGAAAAAUUUUCAUUAACUCCUGCCACCCAAUGAUUAAUGCAUGAUAGGGCCUAUGAAAUGAACUUAUCAGUUAGAGUGGGAUUAUAAAUAAAGUGAGGGAUCCAGCAUUACUUCGAAAGUUACCCCAACUGCUUAUCUUUGGAUUCUAUGCACUGUGAACCUAAGGUUAACCGCAUGAAUUAACAUGCGUCUUUAAAGGACUGUAGUGAAAGAUCAUUGCAUAUUUAUUGAAUUGUUUAUAUCUGCUGUCAGAUUGUUUUGACGUGGAUGGUUUUCAAGUAACAUUGGCAGAGAGGUACAAUAUGUUAUCCCUAUGGUGAAAAUAAAUUCAUUUGUUGUAUAUAGUUCCUCAAUCUUUGAAGUAAAGGUAUGAGUAAUAUAGGGUAUGAAUGGUUUAAUCAAGGCUUUAUUUUGGAAGUAACAAAGAUGGCAGUGAUGACUAAACUGCUGCAGUCCAUAACUUGGGCUUGUUAUUUGUACAUUAAUGAUUUUUUCCAAAUAGAUUACACUCUGUUACUUCCUGCUAGCCAUCAGCAUGAGCCCUACUGCCUAAACACUAUUUCAUUUAUUUAUGUUUGGAAAAUCCAUAAACAUUUUCGUUUGCAAUUUUGUUUCUUUUGUUAUGUUUUAAGUCAAGUUUGAAUGUUACAAUACUUUAAUUGAAAAACUUUUGUCAAGUUUUUUCUUGUAAAUUUUCUUUACUUGUAAGUAUCAUCUUGUCCUUCAAUCCUGUACCCUAAAAUAAGAAAUACAUUUUUGACAGAGGCUUAAUGUUUUAACAAAAGAGUGUGGACAUUUUUAUUUUAAAAUUAGGCAAAAGUACACUAUAGAGUGAUGUUUGCUUAUUUGUCUCACACAACCAUACAGUUUUUUUCUGGAGGGAUUUGUUUUGUUUUGUUGUUAUUUAAGACUUUGCUUACAGCUAGAUAACGUUUUUCUGUAGGAAAAAAAAGUUGUUUGAAAGGUCCAGCUCUCAGUACCAUGUAAGUUAAUGCUACUACAACUAGGUUCUCUUUUUAAAAAACAGUUAAUGUAUUUUAUAAAUUACCUUUUCACAUAUGCAAAAUCUGUUUCUACUACAAUGUUAUUUUUUACUAAUGCCUAUUGUUGCCCUCUUUUUGACGUAUCCUACAGUGAAUACAUGAAUCAAUUUGGGCUUAAAAAUUAAAAUCAGUUGGCUAGAAGGUUUGGAAUAUGUACCCCAGCAAAACCAUCCAAUCAAUAAUUGGCAAAGAAUAUUUUAAAAAUUAUUUUUCAUCUCUGUAUAGUUGACAUUUUGUAGCUUUGUACAUGUUGUUAAUCAAGGGCGUGUAAUUUUACACUCUAAAAGUACAAUUGUUGAACUCAGGGGUGGGUAGACUUCUAAAAUAUGUCUGCUGUAGAAAUAACUUGAAAAAAACAUUUUAAACUAUGGCCAGCCACCAAAUCGUGGACACUGUUUAUACUGCUAGUUAGCAACUACCACUGUUUAAAAUUUAAAAUUUAAAACAUUUUUGUUCUAUUUUGACUAGAUACAUGUAAGUUCUCACAGUAGUCUUUAUCAGUCUUAUUAGUUGGCCGAUUUAACCAAGACAAAAAAAUGUUUUUUGGAAUGCUUUGAACUACUCUUAGUUUUAACUGCUUUUUAAUAUGAAAAUUGCAGCUGUAAAUUAUGUAUUUUUCAUAUUUUACAUAACUGCUCUAAACUACUGAUUCACCUGAUCAUUUUCCGGGGUGGGAUGGGGGAUCUCUCUCCAUACUGCUGGUCCUCUUACUAAAAUCCUUUUAUAAAGAAAUGACCUGUGACAUUUAUUCACCAAAGGAAUCAAUAUACCAGGUCAAAGAUUAACAAUGCUGUCGUAUAGAUUAAUAGGUCAUAUGUAGCCUCAAUUGAGUUUUUUAAUACAAAUAAUAGUAUUUUUAACAUACCUCUCUCUCUACAUAGAGAUACCAUACAAUAAAUUAAAAUGACACAGAGGAAAGUAAAGGAAAACCAAAUAAUUUUGGUACAUUUUAGGGUUUAAGGAGAAGAUAGGAUGAAAUAUCCUAAAAUAUAGACGCACCAACCAUUCAAAAUUUGCAGUCUGAUAACACCUUAUGCGUUACUUCCUUGAACUUAGAAAUCAUUGAAAACGCCUGUGCACUUAGAUUUAAUUAAGUUAAUUUUAAAUGUAAGCUACAUUAUUAAAAGACAUAAGAUGUUUACCUGAGUCAUUGCUCAAGAGAGGGCAAUUUACCGGCUUUGUAAUAAUAAAAGAAUAUUUCUCUGUAAUGUGUUGUGACAACCAGAAUAAUCAAGAAAGUGUACAUAGGAACAUGCUGUUUCCCUCUUCCCUGCCUUCCCUCUGCGAGGCGCUGUCUGCUGCAUAGGUCUACAGAAUUAUGCCUUCACAUUUAGGACAAUAUGUACUCUCUUCUUGUUUAUUUAUUUAUUUAUUUAUUUUAAGGCCAUUCUUCUGGUUUGCCAAAUUCUGUUAAGGCAGUGAUACAUUCAAUUCCUUAUUUUGCAUGCUUAGAUCAUGAACUUGGUGCCCUUUAAAAAAAAAAAAAAAAAACUAUGUCAAGUAGGUAAUUAAUACCAUAGAUUUUAAAGAGAGAAAUGGUUUUCAGUUUUUUAAGAUAAAUUUUUAAAAAUAAAUUUUAUGGCUCUUCUCUUAAGGAAUUUAAUAUUCAUCUCUAAAGAAUUUACUUGUAAUGUACAAAUUCCUCCUUUUUAGCUCCCAGGGAAAUAAGGCUUUUUAUUAAUCCCUGGAAGAAAAUGCUAAAAAAUAGCUUUUAUAUACAGUUCAUCUGGAGAACGAUCUUAAUCCUUAUUGUUUUGACUAGGUACAUAAAUAUUUGGUAUAAAGUAACUAGAAUAGUUUACUACUUUUUCCCCUCUGAAAUUUUAACUAUAUACAAAAAAUAUAUAUCAUUAGAUUCCUGUGGUGGAUAGUAAUUUCUUCAGAUUCUAAAACAGGUAUCUAGUGACUGCUUAAUCGUUCCCAGAUUGCAUCAAAGAGGAAUUGAAAUGAGUAAUGAUAUGAAAAUGGUAUGUAACCACAUAUUACUUGUUUCUGGUAGUCAAGUCUUAUUUUUUAAAAAGCCUAUUGUUUUUGAGAAUUGAGAUAUUUAAAACUUGUUAAAGCUUCUUCCUAAAAAUAGAAGAGGAGGUACUGUGUGUUUAAAAAAAUUUUUUUUUAAAUAAAGAAUUCGGUGUCACUAGUUCUAAGCCUUUAUGGUUACUGCUGCUUAUAUUUCUCGAUCUCACUUUUAUUUAGUUUUUUGUACAUAUUUUAGCUGAAUUCAUAAGAUUUGUAAUUGUGUGUAUAAGUUUAUUUUCAAAAAGAGCUGAGGCUUGACCGUAUGAUUCUUUUCUGAGGAUUCAUUGUUAUCAAAACCGGCUACUGCACUAUUCUGUUCUGCUGAUACCUUUGCAUGAUUAAGAUCUGUGAAGAUGGUAUCUUUUCAUCUGCACCUCCUGGCCCUAAUCCUCUUUGCAGUCUCUGUUUAUUCCUCCUUUAUUUUCCUUCCUUCCUGUAUCCUCACAGAUAUCAAUGGAUCAGUCUUCAAUGUCCCUCUGACCUCUCAGUUUUUCUCCCCUCUUCCCUCCCUUCCUUCUUUCCUUCCUUCCCUUUCCUCUCCCUUUCCCUUUCUUGAGGUUAGGAAAUCCAGAGAAGGAGGAUUAUUAAAAGUAUAUCAGGAAAGAUUUUAAUAAAAAGACCCCAUCCUACAAAUAAUUUCCAAUAACCUAAUUUUAGUCCAUCAGUAGAUGGCUAAACUUGUUGAAUAAUUGACUACUUGAUAAAUAAGCUGUUGUUAGCCAUAAUUUAGUUCUUAAAUACUGAUAUUGAAGGAAUUUUGUUUACUUUUUGGCUGUGACUCUCUCAAAGCCUAAUUAUUGCCCAAAUGAAUUAAAUUAUUUAUUUUGGUGAAAGUGUUUUUCCAUUUAGGUUUCUAAACCAUUUUGAGAUUUGGAACUAUUUUUUAAAAGUGAUAAUUUGUGGGAGACUUUUACUUUCUCAAGUGUGAAUUAAAGACAGACUUAUAUACACCAUUAUUGUUAGAGGCCCAUGGAAUCUAAACAUGUACUUCAAAUUCAGAUCUCUGUCCUUCAAGUUGAAGUUCUGGUUCUGACUAUGGUCCUGAUAAUUGAGGCGUUUAUUGUGACUUUAAUUCUCAAAUGUCAGUGUUGGGGCUUAUAUUUGGGGAUGAAUCUCCAAAAUUAUUACAUGAAUAUCUUUUUUAUGAAAAUCUUUUUGUUAAUAAAACAAUGUGAUAUCUGAAGCCAUUUUGAACACGUGGAAGAAAUGUCUGAGUAGAAGCCAGUAUGUCUUCACAUAUGGGAGGAACUUGAGUUUUGCAAGUUGAGUGCAGUGAUUGGGAAAGGAGAAACGGUUCUUGUUGUAUUUCUUGGCACAUACACCAUCAGGGUUUUGAGAAAAGUUUGCCUCUACAAUAAUUCUCAGAGCUGUUUUAUUAAAGGCAAAAGCAUGGUUUCAAAACUCACCAGCUUUGGCUUGUUAGGUCUGACUUCACUGUCGGAUUUCCUGGCACAUCAAAUGAUUGAAUAAUCCUGCCUAAUUAAAAACCUGAAACAAUGAAUAAAGAAUUUGGUAGAUUGUGUCAGAUACCCUGGAAAUGCAAGUCUCUUCAUAGCUAACCGCAGAUUGUUUACAUAAUGCAAAUUGAUUGUCCAGCUCAAGGAACAUAGUUAUUUUAAGAAUAGAUUAUUAGGUCAGUUAUCUAGUAGCCAAGAAUUAGGUGCAUGUUCAAGUCAUAAUGGAUUUGUUAUUUUUAGUUGGUAUCAUUUUUCUCUCAAUAUUCAGAAAUACAGGUUGUGCAUUUUGUUAAUCAGAAUGGAAGCUCAUGCUUGAAAAUUUGCAUAGGGUGGAUGUAUAUAUUUUAUAAAAUCGAGUUGUAAAAUAUGUAAAGCUACUGCUUUUUAAGUAGAAUAUAACUGUUGACAGAUAAAUCUAUAUAUUAUAUAUUUUUAAACACCUGUAUCAAACUUUUGUUAGUUGAAUAUAAACUACAUUGUGUGCUUUAUGGAAUUGAGUAACUUUUAAUAAUAAAGCAGUUGUCAUUGA